AAAGCUUUCCAUCUGCUUCCUCCCAUUCUUCAGCAGGAAGCGCUGUUAUAAUGAGAAGGCUGCCGCGCUCCCACCUCUCCCUCCUCCGGGCUGGGCACUGCUGGCUGCCACUGCUCGCGGAGUCCUGCUGCACCGCGCUGGACAGAGGGAUGGCUCUGCGCGUCUUCGUCCUCCUGUGGAUAUUCCUCUCCCACGGCGCGAAAGGUCAACCCUCCAGUCUUGAGGGUCCAGUGGAUGCAGGAAGCUCCAGUAGUAACAUUUCCAGAGCAGUGACAACACAGACAACACGCGGGCGUCCUGUGGCCUCAACACCAGAAAUGAUCUCAUUGCACCCAUCAACACCUGGGAAUCUGUCUGUUACCUCAACAUCUGCGUCAACAUCUGGGAAUCUGUCUGUGACCACAACAUCAACUUCAACAUCUGGAAAUCGGUCUGUGACCUCAACAUCUGCUUCAACAUCUGGAAAUCUGUCAGUGAUGUCAACAUCAGCGUCAACACCUGGUAAUACAUCUGUGACUUUUGCACCUGCACUAACUCAAGGUCGGGGCAGUGGAACCUCAGGACCUGUAGCAACACCUACAGUGAGAGAAGCCAGCCCACACACAUCGAACGCCAAAAUUCCAGGAAAUUCCAGGAGUGAAGCAACAACAUCAAUGGGUUCGUUAUCUCCAAGAAGCACUUCAGCUGCAGGGGUGGCAAAACCUACAUUAAACAGAGCCACUUCAGCGGGAGGAGAUUUAACAGGAAUCUCUGGACUUACCACUUUCCCGAUGAUGUUUGGGAGUGAAACACCCAGAGGGCAGGAUUCCACAUCUGCAGUGAAGGAGCCCUCAAGCAGCCUGUCCAUGCUGGCCUUUGGAGUGAUGAGCUUCAUCCUCAUCCUCAUCAUCGUCAUGGUGGUAUUAGUCACUGCUGUCAAUCUGCGUGGGAGGUGCAGGGGCUCCAGGGACGAAGGCAAGAAGAGUGGAGACUCAGUCGUGUCUGAGAGCAACAUUACAGUCAAUGGGGAGAAAGAGAGCAUCACACUGGUCUCCAUGAAGACAAUAAACACGGAGACAGACACCGACUCUCCACGGAUCUCCUCCAUUCACAGCACAGCCCUGGAGAACGGCCCUGAUGGAGAACCCGGCUCUGAUGUGCACAAUAGCAAGAUGGUGUAAAAGAGCAGAUCAGCACUUUGGGAGCAGACUGGAUAUUUAAGCUACAUGAAGGAAAAAAUAUUCUUCUCAUUUGUUUGUCUGUUUGUUUGUUUGUCGGUUUGUUUUGCACUUAGCGAGUGUUGUGGUGCAGGAGGCUCUUGUGCGAGAUGGCACUUUGUGAAAGUGAACUGUGUCCUCACUGUGGAGUGACUCCAUGCGGACUCAGGCUGUAGCUGCUGCUUCUGCUCUUGUUAGGGGCUGAAGCUGAGGCUUUCCCUCUUCCAGAGCUGCAGUCCUGGGGCCACAGUGUCUCUGCAAAGUGGUUCCACUCUGCUGUUGAUGAGCAGGUCCAGCUGAUCAUUAGCUACACUGGGCAACACUUUCAUCUUCAGCUGUUUUUUUCCAUGAAGUCUUGUUUGAACAGACCUAAAACCUGCUGGAUUGUGGCCCUGCAGGACUGGAGUGGGCACCUGUGUACAGGGGCAGCCGUUCCCAAUCCUGAUCCUGGUUUUCCUUCCCCCUGGGCUCUCAGCCAUAUAAUUGAACUCUCAAGGUUAAUGACAACUCUGUUGAUUCCUACACAUGGCUUCCAACUAUUGUAAUGUCUGAGUAACGUAAGAUCUUCAGGUUUAUGAUCAGAAAAAAAAACUUGUCACUUGGAUUGCAGUCAAGGAAAUUGUUCAAUCAAAAAUGUUAUCGAUCGAUGUAAAGAGCUCAGCUGGAAUGCGACCCAGUGAGUGUGGGGAUCCCCGGGCCGGGCUGGGGAGCCCCUGCACUAGAGCACAUAGCUCUGCAGGCAAGCUUUAGCAAUGGGCUGCAGUCUCUGCUGUCACUGCUCUGCACCCCGCCUGCAGGUGAGCUGCACAGACACCGAGCUCUUGAGCACCUCAUUCAACAAAUUACCGGCCUAAUUGGGUCAAUUGAUCAGAUUCCCCUCCUGGGUGUGUUGGUGUUAGUGAUUUAGGAAGCAAUUAACUGCCUGUCUUUGCAGCCCUGAGCUGGGCUUUGCCCUUGGCCUUAGGGAAGACACGACAAGGCCAGGAGAACAGCGUGCCCUGUGCUUCCAGAGCUCGUGAGGUCAUGUCCUGGGGAGUAAGUGGGAGUGAUUUAGACACCAAGAGGAUUCUCGCUGUCAGUGCGACACAGGAGCAGUAUGUGAUCGUCCAAGGGCACCGCUCUGUGAGUGACGUGCCUUAAAGAUCGCCCUGAAAAAGACACGUUCACUGGAAUUAAAAUUGUUCAGAUUCCUUAAAAGAAUGAUAAAAAAGCGUACAAGCAAAAUGGGAUGUGCAAACAAACAAGUAGUCAUUAAUGAUUUUUCAAAUUUUAUUUGGGGGCUAAUAGGGUGAGCAUCAGCUCUUCCUGGAUUGUGAGUGUCUUUGCUUCUCUGUCCAGCUCUUCAUCUCUUUUCAGUAAACACAGACCGUGACACUGCUGAUUGCUUCCUCAGUAUACAGGCUGCUGUCUUCACUUACGCCACUCAAAAGUCUCAGAGCAAAACUCAAAUUCUGCCCAUGAUACCCAAAUUCUUUCCUCAAAGGCCUGGACAAAACCCAGCACAGACAACACAGAAAGAGACAGAACUGCUGCAAGUAAUAGUAUUCCAAUUAAAGUGCCAGAUAAUGUAGAUAUGCAAAUCUACUAGGUAGACAUUGUGUUAUAGUCAGUCCUAACAGAAUUAUGUAAAGCUCUCUCAUUGCAGAAAUUGUUGACGAGACAGUCACAUGUUACUCUGUCUGACAAAAAAAAAGUACAUAUCACACAUUUUCAAAUGUCCACAAUACAAAAUAUUGUGCCUUUGUAUAUUCAGGCUGUUUUAUUUGUCAAGCUAUUACUGAUAAAAUCAACCCUCAAACUGAACAGGUACAUUGCACAAUCGCUGCAAGUUUUGUUCUGUUGGCAAACAGGUCUGUCUGAUGGGCCAGACAGUCAUGAGCGGCUUGGAAAGUUAAAGUCCUGUUAAUCCCAUCUCCUCAUCUGGGCAAAGUCUGAAGCAGAACAAGGAAGUAAUGAGAUGGGAAAAUUUUAAAUGUAUUUAUUCAUUUGGAAUUGGCUGGUUGCAUGUCAGCUGAGCUCAGCACUGCAGGCUCCUUGCAACAGAGUGGUUUGUGUUAGGUACAGUACAGAAAAGACACAAUGUCUAACUAUUCAACACAAGAACACUAUUCAACACUGCCAAGUGAUGUUUGUUGCCACCUGAUACUUUCAAGAUUGGUGCAAAUGUAUAAUCGACACCCUGUCGAAACUAACGGAUACAGCAAAUGGUGAAAACUGGGAAUGCAAAGAACAUAACACCUGACAAUCAGGAGAGCGCAAACCCUCCUCCUAGCUGCCAGCAUAUCCAAGCUGAUCCCUGCUGGAGAGCUAGCACUCACCCGAGGAGGGACGCCGGAGCAGCCGAGACUUCCGGUGUGAACGGGGAAUUCCAGGGGUCCAGACUGUGGAGCUGUCUGCUGCUCUCUGAAGGAGCACGCCGGACAGGCCUGGGAAGAGUACAACUGUUACUGUUACAGUUUGCCAUUGGAAAAUGUUGAGAUUUUGCUUCAGUUCAGUGCUUUACACGCAUCUGUGGUACUUGUCCAACAUGUUUUUUUUCUGCCGAUAUAAACCCGGAACACAAGCAGAGCAGAGGCCGGCAGUCUUAUCCUCCCUGUGUCAGACCCAGAUCUAGCGUCUCUCACCCCACCCUGAGCGAACACUUAGCAGACUGGCUAUGAGCCUGAAUUCCUGGACUGUGGAUUUCGCCUGGGUGUUUAAUCCCUGUUUCAGCCAAAGAUCAAAGACGGACAACAGAUGUAAACGCUCAGGGAUACAGAAACUCUUUUCUUACAUUAAGAUUCCUGAUUUAACACCAUUGGGAUUUCUGGUUCAAUGUUAACCUUUGAUGUGAGCUUCCCUGCUGCCAGUGACAUUUGACUUUAUUUUAAAAUUAACUAUAAUUUUGAUUUGGACGAGUUCAGAAACACCGAGGCAUGCUUACUUUAAUUUCUGCAUCUGCAGUCUUUAAAGGUCUUUUCUAGGUCUAAACCUGAUCAACGAUACAGGUCUGAUAAGUCUGCUUGCUGUGUUAUUGACCUCUGAUCUGAUAGGGCUGGUUAGGAAUGUUUCUGCAACCUGCUCUUGUACUCUUAGCUGUGCUAGAAUUGUGUCAAUGUACUCUACUGUAUUGAUAACGGCUGUUCAGAAUAUGUCUCUCAUUCUGCUAAUUUAUUUUUAUCCCUCUUCCUCACAAACUUGGGUUUAUUUUUCCUAAGUUGCAAUAGCCUCAGACGAAGGGGUUUUUGAAAAGAGCUGAUGUAACCCCAUAGCGAACCGGUUCUCUACAAAGGGGCUUUGUUGCUGCUGUUACAGUAAAGUUCCAGCAUUUAUGUACUGAACUAAAACAAUCAUUAAGACUGUGCUUUUAAUUUUAAAGCUAAUUAAAAAAGCUACACAAUGAAACUCCUGUGGCAAAAGGAGACUUCUAAUAACUGAAGAAUAUCUUGGAAGAAUGUUAAUAUCUCUUUAGCACUGCAAGUUCUCAAAGAACCAGUAACUGGUGGGCAAAUGUGUCACAUUAGCUUUUAGAUUUUUAUUUUAGUGCUAUUUCUGCAGAUAUAAAUACUGUAUAUAUCUUUUGAACAUGUUCCUGAAAGGUGCUUGUUAUGAAAAUGCUCAGAGGACCAGGUGAAGUUCCUUCAUUAAACCUGCAUUUGUCACUUAUG
Molecule: messenger RNA, 4843 nt
Organism: Lepisosteus oculatus (spotted gar)
Lineage: Eukaryota; Metazoa; Chordata; Actinopteri; Semionotiformes; Lepisosteidae
Product: endothelial cell-specific chemotaxis regulator
Source: RefSeq, a predicted model, not a curated record